UUUCCCAUCAGCCCCCAGCUCUGUGAUGCUAAUCUUCAAUGGCGGAGUUCAUGUUGGCUGAGCCCGCGCGAUGAUCCAAACUUCAUUGUUAACUUAUCUUUUAGUAGGCCUACCUGUCCAGAAAUAGACAUUUGUUGGUAAAGACAGAUUCAGAGCAGUACCCCAAGAACAUGUCUACACGAAAUAAACGAAAACGCACAUCAGAUGCAACAGAGGUUGAAUUGAAGAAAGUAAAAGAAGAGCCCAUUGAAGAAGGCUCUUCAGCAGAUGAAAGCUUUCAGUUUGAAUCAAAUUUAUUAACAAGACCUGCAAGAAAUCGCCGCAAGUCUGUAAAACUAUUAGAUCCGUCCAACAAAAAGGAAGCUGAAUUGCCAACUGGAGAAGUUGGUACCACAGAAACUGCAACACAGUUAAGCAGCACAAAAAAGAAACGCAGUAAAGGCGGAAGUGAUGGUAAUUCUACAGGACAGGAUAGUUCCUCAGACAGGGAACGCAUGCCACCAAAAAUUAGAAUUAAACCCAUCCUACAAUGCCCAGAAAGUCAGAUGACCAUUGCUAAAAGAGCUUCUAAAAAGAUGCACAAACCUCAUCCAAUUAGUGAUACAUCUCCAGACCGCAGUGUGACAAUUAAGAAGGAUCCUGAAAGUGGCAUCAGAUUAAAACUGAUUUUAUCACCAAAACAUUCAGAAAAACCCAGCUGUGACUUUCCAGAUGAAGUAGUUAGCUCUUCUUCUAAACACAAACAUGGAAAGAAAAAGAAAGAGCCAAUUAAAACGACAAUAGUUCGGCAUGAUGGUGAACUAUCUAUUAGUGAAUUUUCAGGACAAGAAUUGGACUCACCUCCAGCAAGGAAGAAAAAGAAACAUGCAGACUUAGAUUUUGAUUCACAACAGAUUCAGGAAUUGAAUAAAGUCAACUAUGAACUCAUCUCUGAUCCUGCGGAGAAAGGUAAAGGUAAAAAGUCUAAAUCAUCCGCAACAACCAGCACAGAUGAUAAGUCAAGGCUGUCAUUUGGUUGUAACUUACAAAAGAAAACAGCAGAACAGAACACUAAAGACCACAAACACUCAUCCAGCAGUCACAAAAAGAAGAAAAAGAAAAGCAAGGAAAAAAGUGCAAAGUUACCAACACCCCCUGAACCCAUUGAACUAACCAUUGAUGAAUCAAUUUUAAAAGACAUUGAUAUGCCAUUGGAUCUAGCAAAUCCACCUGAACCAGAAAUUCCCAAAGAAGUGAAAAGUAAGAGCCAUAACAAAUUGAGAAAACUUGAAAAACUCCGAAGGAAGAAAGAAAAGGAAAGACGUGAAAGACACAGAGAGAAGAAACGCCACAAACACAAUAAGCCAAAAAGACCAAAAUUCAAAAGCACCGGUAUUAAAACAUCUGGAGGAGUCAAAAUAAAAUCGAAGUUGUAUGGACCGCCACCCAAUUUGAUGUUGCCCGAAUGUAUCAAAGGAGGGCAAAGUGACUUGCCAAGACCUAGUACUAGUAGUAUCAAUACUGGAAGUAAAAUUAUGAAUGAAACUGAAGUGAAAAAAGAACUGAAGAAAAUUCAAGCCAAAGCAAAAAAAAGCUUGUCGCCAAAAGGGGAUCCAAAGGGUAAAGAAAAGGUUAAGAAGCCACUGUCAGCCUAUCAAAUGUGGUGUAAGCAUUAUAGAAAACAACUUAUGAUUGACAACCCAAAAAUAGAUCCAGCUGACUUUGGGACCAUCAGUCAGAUGCUUGGAGCCCUCUGGCAACAGCUAUCUGACAAAGACAAAGUAGAAUGGCACCGUCUGGCAGGCACACAGUUGAGCCAACGUCGUAGAAGCGCUGCGGCUGCAGCUGCUAAGCAGAAUAAGCUAAACAGAUUGAGUGGUGCAUGUAAAUCCAAAACCAACAUCAGAAUCAAUCCACCAAACACAGAAUCAGUUGAUGUAGCUGCGCAUCUUCUCCUAUUGGGAGAAUCUCUUAGUAAUGUUGGACAGAAAUUACAAGAACACCAGAAUACCCAGAUGGAAGUCCAAGGCAGUUUAUCAGUUCUGUUAGAUUCCACAAUAUGUGCUCUGGGCCCGCUUCUCUGCCUCACUUCCCAAGUACCUGAGCUGCAUGGAUGCAGGAAGGAUACCCAUGUAAGUCCAUGUCUUGUAUGCAAUAAUUACUAUUCAUCAUUUACAUUAAAAAUCAUGAAUUAUCAAAAUUAAUAGUACAUAAAAGGU
Anneissia japonica is the source of this 2198-nucleotide messenger RNA. Its product is annotated as HMG domain-containing protein 4-like. The coding region runs from base 171 to 2183 and encodes 670 amino acids. Lineage: Eukaryota; Metazoa; Echinodermata; Crinoidea; Comatulida; Comatulidae. The transcript has 6 exons. The record is from RefSeq and is a predicted model, not a curated record.